Messenger RNA from Saccostrea cuccullata (small rock oyster), 3094 nucleotides. RefSeq lists its product as uncharacterized. Gene Ontology annotation, biological process: proteasome-mediated ubiquitin-dependent protein catabolic process; protein polyubiquitination; negative regulation of translation. The annotation marks the transcript as partial. The transcript is spliced from 6 exons. Lineage: Eukaryota; Metazoa; Mollusca; Bivalvia; Ostreida; Ostreidae. Gene Ontology annotation, molecular function: ubiquitin protein ligase activity; translation repressor activity. The record is from RefSeq and is a predicted model, not a curated record.
GUUAGAUUGAGAACACUUGGAGGCUGCUAUGAAUGGAGACAAAGCAUUGAGAAGAAAGUGUCAAGAGAGAUCUCCCUGACUGAAAUCAACACAGGAUUAUAAAGUAACAGGAAAAAGAAAUUAAAGUCUUGUGUCAGUCAUGUAUACAGUAGUAUUACAGAAAUCUGUCAGAGUUUCAGGUGUUUGUCAGUGUAAACACAUUACCCACGUGUCAACAGACCGGGUCUGGAUCUGUGAUGGUAAAGGCAAUCUAAUCUUAACUAACAUGAGAGGUGACAUUCUAGAUCGUGUGACGGAUUUAACUGAAUAUGGUGGCUAUGGAGUACAUACAGUGACACAGGAUAGUGCUGUGAUUUAUAUAGACAGACACAGUAACAUCAUAAAACGAUCUAAAGAUAGAGUAAAGACCACAGUGAUACCAUACACAUCACCAUGGGAACCAGAGUGUGUCUACAGCUCCCCCUCCACUGGAGACCUGCUGGUCGGAAUGUCUAAUCUAAUGACAGGCCAGGUACACCGUUACAAUAAGACAGGUAAACACAUACAGACCAUACAGCACGACAACACAGGUCAGGGAUUGUAUAUUUAUCCUGGAUACAUCACAGAGAACCGCAAUGGAGAUGUUAUUGUGUCUGACUAUGGGCGUGAUGUUGUAGUGGUGACAGAUCGUGUAGGGAGACAUCGCUUCUCCUACAGAGGUCCUCCAUCAGGAUCACGACUAUAUCCAUGGGGAAUCUGUACUGACGCGCUGUCACACAUCCUGCUGUGUGAUUAUAACACCUACACAGUACAGAUGCUUGAUAAAUACGGUAACUACCUGACACAGUUAGAUACAGAACAACACGGGAGAGACAGACCAGUCAGCCUGAGUUAUGAUGACAAAACUCACUGUGUCUGGGUAGGAUCAGACCGCCACAACACAGUGACCAUCUACACACUUAUCUAUGGAGGGGAUAAUCUGACUGAUCCAAGCAGUGAUGAUAUAAAUAAAGUGGAUGAGUUGAAGAAGUUUCUGAGAAAGAAGAAGACAAGUGUUUCCCAUGCCAGAGGAAUACUUGUUGGAUGUGCUGAUGCUGGAAAAACGACGCUACUAAAGAGAUUAAGAAAGCAAAGUCAAAAUGUCAGCAAAGCUCCAAAGUCAUCCAGGGGACUAACAACACUGCUGAAGCGAUUAAGAGGGAAACACCAAGAUGUCAGUGAAGUUACAGAGUCCACCAGGGGACUGGAAGUCCAUCAUCAUCUCUUUAUUGUUAGAGAUGGAGUUUUAGAAGUGGCUAAUGAUGACUCGCCAUUCAAGUCAUUUAUCAGGAUAAAUGCUGCAGAUUUGAAAGCAGACCCAAGCAGUAGUGCCGUUGCCAGCUCUUAUGCAAAUGAAAAAGAAAAUUUGAAAGUAGGAAGUACUGAUAAAAGUGCUGAAGUAGAUAAUAUCCGCAAAGAAAAGAAAGAAGAGAAUGUGCAAAUGCCUAGUUCACCAACGGAGGACACAGAAGAAGAGAACACAGUAGAGGUAAUGGCCAGUCUUAUCUCACAGGAAGCUACAGCUAUGGUGAAAGAGGAAAUUUUUCAGAAAAUCUUGUCUGAAAAAGAGAAGUUAACAACAGUAAGCAUGCUGGAUUUUGCUGGGCAAUUGGCGUAUUAUGCCUGUCACCAAAUUUACGUAACACCAAAGGCUUUCUUUAUCCUUGUGUUGGACAUGACUAAGAAGUUUGAGGACGUUGUCAGUAAAGAGAAAGAUAACCAAGAAGGAUCAAUCUUCUCUGUGUGGACAUACAAAGACUACUUGAAGUUUUGGAUAACCUCAAUCAAGACAUUUGGAGGCAAAAAGGCACCUCUGUUUCUUGCUGUCACACACACAGAGAAAAAAUCUAAAGAUGAAAUAGAGAAGUAUUUUAGGGAGUUUUGGAAAGCUGUACCAGACGAGGACAGAGAUUGGUUAAGUGAGUCUCUGAAUGAUCGGGAAUAUGCAGUAGGUCUGAAGGAACUUAAUGAUAAUACCAAGGAAAUGCUAGAGUCAAUGAAAAAGUCCAUAGUGGAACUAUUCACAGAUGAGAACAAUACAAAAGUUGAAUUGCCUUCUUCGUGGGCUUUAAUGGAGCAGUUAUUAUAUGAAAGAGGGUGGAAAGUUUUGUCCCUGAGUGAAAUCAGGAAGCUCAACUCAUCUCUUCCUCAUGAAUACCAAAUCAAAAGUGAUGAAGAAAUGACAAAAUUUUUAAAAUGUUUCCAUGACAGUGGCCUUCUUUUGAAUUUUGAAGAAGCGGACUUGAGGGAACAUGUUAUACUAGAUAUUCAGUGGUUUGCUAAUGCUUUCAGUAAGAUAAUUGCUGAUGAAAACCACAUCAAUAAAGAUUGUAAAAGGAAAUUAAUCAGAGAGUGGAAAUCCUUUAACAAAACGGGGGAACUAAAAGAUAAAGUGAUAGAUGCUUUGUGGAAAGAGGAACCCUCUUACUUGAAACAUAAAAGUGAAAUUAUGCCGUACAUGGAGAAGCUUCAAAUGCUAGUACAUUUGAAUGCAUAUGAGGCUGUAUCAGAAGGUGGCAUGUCAUGGUAUGUCCCGUGUAUGAACAAAAAGCAGUUUAAAGCUGACUUCCAUGAAAAUAAAUGGGAAUGCUCAUCCAUUUUGUGCUAUCGAUUCACUUCAUUUGCCAUGUUUGUGUUCUACAGACUGGUAGCAUACUGCAUAAGUUCUCUAAGAUGGAGUGUUGCAAAAGAUGAAGAUAAUGAAGGAAGCCCAUGUCUUUAUCAAACGGCGGCAGUGUUUGAUCACAAAGAACACAUUGUUGUUGUUGGCAUAUGUGAUGAUGAUAUUCAGUUGCAGGUGCUGAGAAUCAAACCAUUGACUAUAGACAAAGAAGUAUCAAAUGAAAUUGGAGUCUCCAUUGAUAAAGCAAUACAAAAAUUGACAGAAACAUUUAUUGGCACAAAGAUAUUCCUCAGAGGAUUCAAAUGUCAAAAUAUUAUUUGUGAUGAGAGAGAUGUGUCUUUUACCCUUUCGAGUGAGCUGUCCAAUAUCAGGGCUGAAGAAACGCAGUGCAAGUGUCAACUACAGGAGAAACAUGUGAUUAAUAUACAGAUGACUUUGGGAUUCUGGGAAAAG